Molecule: messenger RNA, 474 nt
Organism: Colletotrichum graminicola M1.001
Lineage: Eukaryota; Fungi; Ascomycota; Sordariomycetes; Glomerellales; Glomerellaceae
Exons: 1
Coding region: 1-474 (157 amino acids)
Source: RefSeq, a predicted model, not a curated record
AUGCGUGCGUCUCUCACCGGCGCCCCGUUGCUUUGCAGGUUGCCUACCGCCCUCACAUCCCACGCACGCACGCGUGAUAACGCAGACCACGUCCUCGUGACCCGAGAUACGAACGUGCCGUACCCCGGGUCUACAGCGGGCGCAUUGCCAGCAUCCAUCUGCAAUAGACCGGGUCUGCACGUGGGGCCAGGGGCCGGGCGAGCAAGGUGGUCUUCAAUGUCGAGAUGCUGCGCCUCGGUUAAGGGCGGGGCCACUGAGACGCUAGAGGCGGUGACCGGUUACACAAGACACCGUCCGGACGCUAAUAUUGCGACCGUUCGGGGUUUCACUGGUCACUGGGUGGGCGCAUUAUCGAGGACUUACUUGAUGGCGGGGGGGGGAUUCAAGUCGCAGGACUGCGUGUGUGAUACUGGAGCCGGACAGAACAUGCCCGACAAGUGGGACGAGACUUGGGCUGCUGGCCAGCGAGUGUGA